Molecule: messenger RNA, 1624 nt
Organism: Patiria miniata (bat star)
Lineage: Eukaryota; Metazoa; Echinodermata; Asteroidea; Valvatida; Asterinidae
Product: F-box only protein 6-like
Exons: 4
Coding region: 92-1015 (307 amino acids)
Biological process (GO): SCF-dependent proteasomal ubiquitin-dependent protein catabolic process; glycoprotein catabolic process
Cellular component (GO): cytoplasm; SCF ubiquitin ligase complex
Molecular function (GO): protein binding; ubiquitin protein ligase activity
Source: RefSeq, a predicted model, not a curated record
CCUCCUAUAGAAAUUUUGCGAAUCCAUGCUCAAAUUAUUGGAGAUCAGAAUCAUUAAGAAACAAACAUACGUGUAAACUUAGCGUUUCAAGAUGGCGACGUCCAGUGUGGCCGAUCAGAAAGGGCACGAAGAGGGAGAGGAUCAAUCAGUAUUGAUGGAGGGAAAAGUCAUGUCAGUAGCCGACACAAACGAGAUCCAAGUAGCUCUUGAUCGUGGUGAGCAUGUCCAGACGACCCUAGAGGUUGUUCCCAGCGAAGUCCUGCUGGAAGUGCUGUCGUUUGUGCUGGACAAGUGGCUGUUGAACUGCGCCCUGGUUUGCCGGGAGUGGAGGGAUGUGGUCGCCAGCCAAACAUUCUGGCGGAAGAAGUGCCUGAGGACCCGGCGGUUUAUUGAGAAAUACAUGGCGCCGUACUAUCCGAAGGAUUGGAGAGAAUUCUACUUCAAAUCUCCGUACACGAGGAAUCUUAUCAAGAACCCAAGCGGGAAAGAUGGGCGGGAAGCGGGUUGGACCAUCACAUCUGAUGGCGGAGAUGGUUGGUUGGUUGAAACCACCGAUGGGGGAUCGGACCCGAAACCAGACGAGCUGCGGGCCAUCAGUGACGGCAGUCCUCACCAGUUUGCCACAUCCUUUGGUUGGUGUAAACGCUUUCAGGGCAUCGACCUUGUGGCCGAGGGCAUCUCCGCCGCCUUUCUGGACGAAGUCCGGCCUGAUAUAUAUGUCUCAGAGUGGUAUGCGCCACGUUUUGACUGUGGCAGUGUUUACAAGCUCAAGGUGAAAUUAAUGAAGGAGAGAAAUGAUGAAAAACCCGAGGAUGUCAUUGACGAGUUUACGUUUGAACUGACCACUCCUCAGUGGGCCCCACAUGACUGGAAGCAGGUGAGUCAUGUGUUCACAGGCUAUGGACCUGGGCUACGCUUCAUACAAUACAAGGACUCGAGCAAAGAUACUCAGUUCUGGAAGGGACACUAUGGCUCCAAGAUGGCCGGCUCUGUUGUCAGGGUCCAGCUCGAGUAGGACACGCGGGAGUCAUGGCAACAGUCCAGGGGCUUAUGGGUAACGGAAUUCACUCUGAUUAUGGAUACUAGGACAUAAGCGUAGAUACACAGUUCUGGAAGGGGCACUAUGGCUCCAAGAUAGCAGGCUCUGUUGUCAGGGUGCAGCUCAAGUAGGACACUCAGGAGUCAUGGCAACGGUCCAGGGGCUUAUCAUUAUGGGUAACGGAAUUCACUCUGGUUAUGGGUACAAGGACAUAAGCAAAGAUACUCAGUUCUGGAAGGGGCACUAUGGCUCCAAGAUGGCGGCUCUGUUGUCAGGGUCCAGCUCAACUAGGAUACUCAGGAGCCAUGGCAACGGUCCAGGGGCUUAUGGGUAAUGGAAUUCACUAUGGAUACAAGGACAUAAGCAAAGAUACCCAGUUCUGGAAGGGGCACUAUGGCUCCAAGAUGGCGGCUCUGUUUUCAGGGUCCAGCUCAAGUAGGACACGCGGGAGUCAAGGCAACGGUCCAGGGGCUUAUGGGUAAUGGAAUUCACUCCGAUCAUAGGUGCUCUGCAUAUUUUUAAACGAAUGGCUGCAUUGUGCAAUUUUGUUCUGAGCAUUUCAAACCCUUAAAUGAUAAACUGCUG